Molecule: messenger RNA, 1202 nt
Organism: Pocillopora damicornis (cauliflower coral)
Lineage: Eukaryota; Metazoa; Cnidaria; Anthozoa; Scleractinia; Pocilloporidae
Product: iron-sulfur cluster assembly factor IBA57, mitochondrial
Biological process (GO): iron-sulfur cluster assembly
Cellular component (GO): mitochondrial matrix
Molecular function (GO): protein binding
Source: RefSeq, a predicted model, not a curated record
CCCUCUGCUUCGGUUGGAGAACGGGAACUAAUAAGAAUUAUGGCGGCCGUGACUUGGCAUGCUAGGAAACGAUGUUUUGAAGUUCUUCAACAACGCAGCCUUCGCUUAAUCCAAACAAACGCCUCAUUAAAAUGCUCAGGAGAUUUAAAAUGCUCUCAUUUGCGAAAGAGAGGACUGUUGAAAGUGAGGGGAAGAGAUUCCGUAAAGUUUCUGCAGGGACUCAUCACAAACAAUGUGGAGUCUUUCCACAAGAAUGUAGAACGAAAAGCGAUGUACGGUGUGUUUUUGAACGCCAAUGGUCGCACAUUAUACGACACUGUUCUCUAUAAACACGAUAGAAGUGGCGACGUACCUGCAUUCUUUCUUGAGUGUGAUGUUAGUGUGAUUCCAGACCUUACAAAACAUUUAAAGAUGUUCAAACUACGCUCGAAAGUCGACAUCAUUUAUGCAGAAGAUUACGCGCCAUGGGUGAUAUUUUCAAUGUCAGGGACUAUUGACCUCAAAGAUGUGUCGAGUAACUCGGAUAUUAAAGUGCUGGUGAAGGAUCCUAGAGUUGAGCAGUUAGGAUUUCGUGCGGUGUUGCCUAAGGGCUCAAGUCCAUGUGUUUGUCUUGAAGAUGUCUACGAGACAGGAGAUAGCUUUGAAUAUGACGUACUGAGAGCUAAACUGGGAAUUUGCGAGGGAGUGGAUGAAAUACCACCGGGAAAUGCAAUGCCCUUGGAAUACAACAUUGCAUAUCUUAAUGGAGUUUCUUUCAAUAAAGGCUGUUAUCUUGGACAAGAACUUACAGCUAGGACUCAUCACACUGGAGUCAUUAGGAAGCGAACGGUUCCAUUUAAAUUUAUUGACCCCAAAGCAGAUGCAAGCCACUUUGAGUCAGGAGCAAGAGUAAGGACCUCUGAUGGGAAAGCAGCUGGCAAGGUUUGCAUGAUAUAUGGACAGUAUGGGGUGGGGCUGUUGAGACUGGAACUGAUAAAGAAGGAAGAGGCACUCCUUAUAAAGAAUAAAGAGGACAAGGAUAUGGAAGUUAUUGCAUCAUUGCCACAUUGGUGGCCUGAAGAUGGUCAUAGCUUUGUGUGAAAUGCUCUGAGUGAUGAAGAUGCUGGUAGGAAUUUUAAUCAGAUCUGUUUAGCCAAGAAUGAUGAGCUGUUACAGAACUUAAUUGACUUGCUGUACUUUAUCAGAAUCUUGUGUCACUAGUG